GGCAGCAUUAUUUCCGGGACGCAGCGUUGGGGGAGGACGGAGCAAGGAGGGCAGCGGACUCCCUCCCGAGCGCGGGGCCAGGCGUCCUGCAGCGCGGCCGGGGCUGCGGCUCCGCCCCGUGGGGGCGGGGGCGGGGCAGGAAGGAGCGAGGCCGGGCCGGGAGCCGCGCACCCAGGAGCCGGCCGCGCCAUGGCUGCGCGCAACCCGGGCACCGAGCUGGACCUUAGCUGGAUCUCCAAAAUACAAGUGAAUCAACCGGCAGUUCUGAGGCGUGCCCAACAAAUCCAGGCUCGGAGAACCGUGAAAAAGGAGUGGCAAGCUGCUUGGCUUCUGAAAGCUGUUACCUUUAUAGAUCUUACUACACUUUCAGGCGAUGAUACAUCUUCCAACAUUCAAAGGCUCUGCUAUAAAGCCAAGUAUCCAGUCCAGGAAGAUCUCUUAAGAGCUUUAAAUAUGCACAAUGAAGGCAUCACUACAGCUGCUGUUUGUGUUUACCCUGCCCGGGUGCAUGAAGCAGUAAGAUCACUGAAGGCUGCUCGCUGUAGCAUCCCGGUGGCAUCAGUGGCCACUGGCUUUCCAGCUGGACAGACUCAUUUAAAAACACGAUUGGAAGAGAUAAGAUUGGCUGUGGAAGAUGGAGCUAUGGAAAUUGAUACAGUGAUUAACAGGACCCUGGUGCUGACAGGCCAGUGGGAAGCCCUGUAUGAUGAGAUUCGUCAGUUUCGCAAGGCCUGUGGGGAGGCACAUCUCAAGACCAUCUUAGCAACAGGAGAACUUGGAUCUCUUACUAAUGUCUAUAAAGCCAGUAUGAUAGCAAUGAUGGCAGGAUCAGAUUUUAUUAAGACCUCUACUGGAAAAGAAACAGUAAAUGCCACCUUCCCGGUGGCUAUAGUAAUGCUACGGGCCAUUAGAGAUUUCUUCUGGAAAACUGGAAACAAGGUAGGCUUUAAACCGGCAGGAGGCAUCCGCAGCGCGAAGGACUCCCUUGCUUGGCUGUCUCUCGUAAAGGAGGAGCUAGGAGAUGAGUGGCUGAAACCAGAGCUCUUCCGAAUAGGUGCCAGCACUCUGCUUAUGGACAUCGAGAGGCAGAUUUACCACCACGUGACUGGGAGAUACGCAGCUUAUCAUGAUCUUCCAAUGUCUUAAAUCAGCGACCAAUUCCAGGAAAGUCCCUUACAACAACGUUUAAAAUUUAUUUUUCUACGUAAUUGCUAAAACCAUUUAAUUAAAGUAUGGGGGAAUAGGUAACUGGCUUUUUUUCCCUUAAAAUUUCCAUUGAAUUUAAUUCAAAGAAUGAAAAGAAAAACCCAACUAAUCCAUACAUGGUAUUCAUUUUAGGCACAUCUGAAAUGGUCUUAAUUGCUCGAAGGUCUGCAUUGUUACUGUGAAGGUUUCCUCUUAAAAACUCCUAGUAAAAUAUUAAUGAUAGCUUUGACAACGUUAAAUUUCAGGAGAAAAAAAGAAAAAGUUAAACUGCCCAAGAAACGUGUUCUAGCAAAAAAAUGCAGCAUCUCUGAACAUCCCUGACUCUAAUGACUGCAGGAAUCGCUGACUUGGUACUAAUUUCCUGCCAUGAAAAUCUGUCUUUAAUUUUUACAGCAGAUAUGCUCUUUUAUUAAUUGUUUUGCUAAUGAAAUUUCUGUCAUUGUUAUAUGAAACUAUGGACAGCAUUGAAUUUUUUAAUUAAUGAAAUCCCUGUAGUUGAUUUUUUUAAGCUUUAAAUUGUAACCAAUAUAUAUUGAAAAAUUAAUCCAUUAAACAUACAAAGGAGUUUUAUCAAUGAC
This is a messenger RNA of Manis pentadactyla (Chinese pangolin), 1784 nucleotides long. It is a transcript of the gene DERA, whose product is annotated as deoxyribose-phosphate aldolase. The transcript is spliced from 9 exons. The record is from RefSeq and is a predicted model, not a curated record. Lineage: Eukaryota; Metazoa; Chordata; Mammalia; Pholidota; Manidae. Gene Ontology annotation, biological process: carbohydrate catabolic process; deoxyribonucleotide catabolic process. Gene Ontology annotation, molecular function: deoxyribose-phosphate aldolase activity. Gene Ontology annotation, cellular component: cytoplasm. The coding region runs from base 190 to 1146 and encodes 318 amino acids.